AUGCCGCCUCGUCGCUCUUCCCGGCAGUCGGCUGCGGCCGCAACCGAGAAUGUGAUCGUCAUUUCUUCUGACGAUGAUGAUGUCGCCGGCCCUGGGGCAGCCACGCCAGCCAGCGUCAGAAUGACUCGAAGUCGCACCGCCAGCUCGGUGGCCACCCCUACCACUGCGCGUUCUUCGCGCACCAGCUCCACCUACGCCUCUGGCAGCCACACCCCUGCCACCUCUGUAGAAGAUGGUGGCGACAACCAAGACGACAGCAAGUUUGACCUCGGUGCAGAUGCGCUGCAGCCUGGUCGUCGCACGGCGGCACCCCUCACUACCAGAGCCUCCCGAUCGGCUUCCCUCAAGACGCCCCUCAAAGACGAGGUCAAAGCGGAAGCUUCUCCGCCCGCCACUAGCGACUCUCGCAAGCGCAAGCGCGCUGUGACUGCUGUGAAGGGCAAGUCCACGUCAACUGCGCUCACAGACGAGACUGAAGCGGACCAGCCCGCCCGCCGAAAGGGGCGAAGCUCCACUGCCUCGAAUGUUGCCAUGAAGGCCAAAGAUGCCGGUGGCUUCCUGGACGAUGACCCCGAAGGCCUGGACGCCUUCUUAGAGCAGGAGUUCAGUCAACUUUCGUCCUCUAGUCGCAAGGUCAAGACGCCCGCCAAGGGCAAGGGUCGCGCCCAACCUCAAGCCAAGAAGGAAGAGGAGAGCGACGAUGCUUUCGACGAGAUCCAUCUCACACCACGGUCGCGCCGCAUUCCCCGUCGAAGCGCCUCGUCUGGUAAGAAGGAGCUCAAACCCUACAUUGACGAAUCGGACGACGAGAUCGACGGUCUCAAGGACGAAGACAACGUCAGCGCGGGCGGCGACGAUUACGAGGACAGCCUCUCGCUCCUGGAGGAGAUGAGCAGCGACGACGAGCCCCUGUUCAGCAGGAUGCGCUCCGAACGCUCGAAGGCAAGUGGCAGUGCCGCCCAGGCUGGCCCAAGCACCUUCGCUACGCUCGACGACAUCAAGUUCGACUCGGACGAAACCGAAGACGACGACGACUUUCACCCGCGCGGCAACAACUUCUAUGCAGAGGACACGCAGUACGAGACCGAAAAGCAGCGCAAGGCACGCAUUCGCAGCGAACGUCACCAGGCUCGCCUCAAGAAGGUGGACAAUCGCACGCAGUACGACAAGAACGCCCAAGCGCUCCACAAGCACCACCCGCAGCUCAAGGACGUGUGGGAGAAUCUGCAGAAGACGGUGGCAGUCAUCAAGCCCGAAGAGGCCGAGCAGCCGGCUGGCCUCAACAUCAAGCUGCUCCCGUUCCAGCGCGAGGGCCUGUACUGGAUGACGCGCCAAGAGCAGGGCACUUGGAAGGGCGGCAUGCUUGCCGACGAGAUGGGCAUGGGCAAGACGAUCCAGAUGAUCAGCCUUAUGCUGUCGGACCGCAAGAAGCCGUGCCUUGUCGUGGCGCCGACCGUGGCCAUUAUGCAGUGGCGGAACGAGAUCGAGCAAUACACCGAGCCCAAGCUCAAGGUGCUCCUGUGGCACGGACCCAACCGCACGCAGAACCUCAAGGAGCUCAAGGCCGUCGACGUGGUGCUGACGAGUUACGCGGUGCUGGAGAGCAGCUUCCGCAAGCAGGAGUCGGGCUUCCGGCGCAAGAACGAGAUCCUCAAGGAAAAGUCGGCGCUGCAUGCGGUGCACUGGCGACGCAUCAUCCUCGACGAGGCGCACAACAUCAAGGAGCGCUCCACCAACACCGCCAAGGGCGCCUUCGCCCUGCAGGGCGACUUCCGGUGGUGCCUGAGUGGCACGCCGCUGCAGAACCGUGUCGGCGAGCUCUACUCGAUGAUCCGCUUCCUCGGCGGCGAUCCUUUCGCAUACUACUUUUGCAAAAAGUGCCCUUGCAAGUCGCUGCACUGGUCGUUCAGCGACAAGCGCAACUGCGACUCGUGCGGCCACACGCCGAUGCACCACACGUGCUACUGGAACAACGAGAUCCUCAAGCCGAUCCAGCGCAGCGGUGCGCAGCACGGCGAAGGCCGGGACGCGUUCCGGCGUCUGCGCAUCCUGCUGGAGCGCAUGAUGCUGAGGCGAACCAAGCUGGAGCGUGCAGAUGACAUGGGCCUGCCACCGCGCACGAUCGAGGUGCGACGCGACCUGUUCAACGAAGAGGAGGAGGAUCUGUACACGUCGCUGUACACGGAUACGACGCGGAAGUUCAGCACGUAUCUGGACCAGGGCACGGUGCUCAACAACUACUCGAACAUCUUCACGCUGCUGACGCGCAUGCGACAGCUGGCGAACCAUCCGGAUCUGGUUCUGCGUUCCAAGACGGGAAUGGCGUCGAAGCUGCUGGGCGAUGCUCAGUCCGAGAUUCACGUGUGCCGUCUGUGCACGGACGAGGCGGAGGACGCGAUCAUGUCGCGAUGCAAGCACAUCUUCUGCCGCGAGUGCGUGCGGCAGUAUCUGGACGCCGACAUUGAGCCGGGCGCGGUGCCGGACUGUCCGUACUGCCAUGCGACCUUGUCGAUCGACCUGGAGUCGGAGGCGCUGGAGCCGCCGGAGAGCACGAUCCGGAUGAACGACUCGGGUCGCCAGGGCAUCCUGGCGCGUCUGGACAUGGACAAGUGGCGCUCGAGCACCAAGAUCGAGGCGCUGGUGGAGGAGCUGACGCAGCUGCGGAGCGAGGACAAGACGAUCAAAUCGCUCGUCUUCUCGCAGUUUGUCAACUUUCUCGACCUGAUCGCGUUCCGGCUGCAGCGGGCGGGCUUCCAGAUCUGCCGUCUGGAGGGCAACAUGUCACCCGAGGCGCGCAAUCGGACGAUCAAGCACUUUAUGGAGAAUCCGAACGUGACGGUGUUCCUGGUGUCGCUCAAGGCGGGUGGCGUUGCGCUCAACCUGACCGAGGCGUCGCGAGUGUACCUGAUGGAUCCGUGGUGGAAUCCGUCGGUGGAGGUGCAGGCGAUGGACCGCAUCCACCGACUGGGACAGCAUCGACCGAUCAUUGUGAAGCGCAUGGUGAUCGAGAACAGUAUCGAGUCGCGCAUCAUCGAGCUGCAGAACAAGAAGAGCGCGAUGAUCGAGGCGGCCAUCGGCAAGGACGACGGUGCGAUGGGCAGGCUGAGCGUGUCGGACCUGCGCUUCCUGUUUACGCUCUGA
Molecule: messenger RNA, 3141 nt
Organism: Moesziomyces antarcticus
Lineage: Eukaryota; Fungi; Basidiomycota; Ustilaginomycetes; Ustilaginales; Ustilaginaceae
Product: adenosinetriphosphatase
Exons: 1
Coding region: 1-3141 (1046 amino acids)
Molecular function (GO): ATP binding; metal ion binding; ATP-dependent chromatin remodeler activity
Source: RefSeq, a predicted model, not a curated record